Molecule: messenger RNA, 453 nt
Organism: Sphaeroforma arctica JP610
Lineage: Eukaryota; Ichthyosporea; Ichthyophonida
Exons: 2
Biological process (GO): small GTPase-mediated signal transduction
Molecular function (GO): guanyl-nucleotide exchange factor activity
Source: RefSeq, a predicted model, not a curated record
GUACUACGUGUAAUCCUGAUGUGGAUAUGGGCCCACUGGACCGAUUUUGGAACUAAUGAAGUGCUGAAGAAGAUUCUAGUCGACUUUGUGCCUGUGGUUGAAGAGGGCGGUUUCGUGAUUUCGUCGUUUAUGAUGAAUGAAGCCAUUGCGAAUCGAGAGAAACGGCACAGCGAGCGGCAGGUAAUCAUCAAGGACUUGGAAUCGCUGGCCAACUCAGCUGGUGCACCGAUUGACAGUUGGUUUGGACUGUACAGCGAGAACGACAUCGCCGAUCAGAUGACUCUGUUGGACAGCACCAUCUACUCCACUGUGCCUGUGCGUCAUUUUCUGUAUCACAUCUGGCCACUCAAGCACAACCAGCCCAAGAAGAGUGCCACGAAACCGCCGAGAAGCAGUACAAAACCACAAGAGACGCAAAACUCCACCAAUGAAGUCACUGCAAUCUCAACCAAG